ACAUGGUUCUGGAUCAGCACGAGGUGUCGGGCGCUGUAGGUCAGGAUGCCAGGAAGAGGAUCCGAGAGGCCCUGCUCAAACAACACCACCACCAAAACCACAAGAAACUGGCCAACCGCAUCCCUAUUGUUCGUUCCUUUGCCGAUAUUGGCAAGAAGCAGUCCGAGCCACAUUCCAUGGACAAGAAUGGCCAAACGGUCUCACCUCAGUCCCAGCCGGCUAACAAUGAGGGCAAACAAGAUGUCAGCCGAGAAAACAGUGCUGUCGACUUCAGCAAGAUUGACCUCCACUUCAUGAAGAAGAUCCCUCCUGGUGCCGAGGCAUCCAACGUCCUGGUGGGGGAGCUGGAAUUCCUAGACCGCCCCGUGGUGGCCUUCAUCCGCCUGUCUCCAGCUGUGCUGCUCAACGGCCUGGCUGAGGUUCCCAUCACCACCAGGUUUCUUUUCAUCUUGCUCGGCCCUCUGGGAAAAGGUCCACAGUAUCAUGAAAUUGGCCGGUCUAUUGCCACUCUGAUGACUGAUGAGAUUUUUCAUGAUGUCGCUUACAAGGCCAAAGACAGAAACGACCUGGUGGCGGGCAUCGAUGAGUUUCUGGACCAGGUGACAGUGUUGCCUCCUGGAGAGUGGGACCCCUCCAUCAGAAUAGAACCUCCCAAAAACGUGCCCUCUCAGGAAAAGCGUAAGAUUCCCCCUGUUCCCAAUGGAGUGACGGAUCUCGGAGAGUUGGAGGAACACGGAGGGCAUGGCGGUCCUGAGCUCCAGCGUACUGGAAGGUUUUUUGGCGGUUUCGUCAUGGACAUUAAGCGAAAGGCUCCUCACUACCUGUCCGACUACGCAGAUGCCCUCAGUCUGCAGUGUCUGGCCUCCUUCCUUUUCCUCUACUGCGCCUGUAUGUCACCCGUCAUCACCUUCGGAGGACUCCUGGGUGAGGCCACAGAGGGACGUGUGAGUGCUAUUGAGUCCUUGUUUGGAGCGUCCAUGACUGGAAUAGCCUACUCUCUUUUUGCUGGUCAACCUCUGACAAUCUUGGGCAGCACAGGGCCUGUUCUUGUCUUUGAGAAGAUCCUCUUCAAGUUCUGCAAGGACUACGGCCUCUCCUACCUCUCCUUGAGGGCCUGUAUUGGCCUGUGGACAGCCUUCUUAUGUCUACUGCUGGUGGCCACGGAUGCCAGCUCGCUCGUCUGUUACAUCACGCGCUUCACUGAAGAAGCCUUCGCAUCCCUUAUUUGCAUCAUCUUCAUUUAUGAGGCCCUGGAGAAGCUGAUGCACCUAGGGGUGCACUACCCCAUCAAUAAAAACAACGACCUUCAGAAGCUCACACAGUAUUCUUGUGCAUGUGUGGAGCCCAGUCACCCCAGCAAUGAGACCCUGCAGCUCUGGGAGGAGAGAAACAUCACGGCAUCCCAGGUCAACUGGACCAUGCUAGAGGUCAAGGAGUGCGAGAUGUUGCAUGGGGAGUUUGAGGGCAGUGCCUGUGGUCCCCACGGCCCUUACAUCCCAGACGUCCUCUUCUGGUGCGUGGUCCUUUUCUUCUCCACCGUCUUCAUGUCGGCCUUCCUCAAGGAGUUCAAAACUAGCCGUUACUUCCCUACCAAGGUGCGAGCCAUCAUCAGUGACUUUGCCGUCUUCAUCACCAUCCUCACCAUGGUUUUGGUAGAUUACGCCCUGGGGAUCCCUUCACCUAAAUUACAAGUCCCCAGCAAGUUCAAACCAACCAGAGAUGAUCGUGGCUGGCUUAUAAACCCUGUGGGGCCUAAUCCCUGGUGGACCACUAUCAUCACAGUCCUCCCUGCUCUGCUGUGCACCAUCCUCAUCUUUAUGGACCAGCAGAUCACAGCCGUUAUUAUUAACAGGAAGGAGCACAAACUGAAGAAAGGCUGUGGCUACCAUCUGGACCUGUUUGUGGUGGGGGUGAUGCUGGGCGUGUGCUCUGUGAUGGGUCUGCCAUGGUUCGUGGCCGCCACCGUGCUCUCCAUCUCCCAUGUGAACAGCCUGAAGCUGGAGUCGGAGUGCUCAGCCCCCGGAGAGCAACCCAAGUUCCUGGGCAUCAGAGAGCAGCGCUUCACUGGCUUCAUGAUCUUCACCCUGAUGGGCUGCUCGGUCUUCAUGACUUCUGUGCUAAAGUUUAUCCCCAUGCCUGUGCUGUACGGAGUGUUUCUGUACAUGGGGGCUUCCUCACUCAGAGGCAUUCAGUUCUUUGACCGUCUGAGGCUGUUCUGCAUGCCGGCCAAACAUCAGCCCGACUUCAUCUAUCUUCGCCACGUCCCACUGAGGAAGGUGCACCUCUUCACUAUCGUCCAGCUCAGCUGCUUGAUUCUGCUGUGGGUCAUCAAGACCUCCAAAGCUGCCAUUGUCUUCCCUAUGAUGGUCUUGGCCCUGGUGUUCAUUCGUAAACUGCUGGACCUCAUCUUCUCCAAGAGAGAGCUGAGCUGGCUGGAUGACCUGAUGCCAGAGUGGAAGAAGAAGAAACUGGAGGAUGCAGAAGAAGAGGAGGAACACAGUAUUAUUGCAGAGGAAGAAGGCAUUGUACAAGUGCCAUUGGAGGGACACUUCAAGAGUGACCCAGCCACAGUCAACAUCACUGAUGAGAUGUCCAAAGGAUCUUUCGGGAAUGUGUGGAAGAGUGUCAGUCCUUCUGAAAGCACUAAGAAGGAACCAAGCGCUAAAAGCUCCCCUUCCUAACCUCUCAGAAGCUGAUAUCCCAAAGUUGUUCCAGUGGCAGCGAAAAGCGUCACAAGCGGCGGAGGCAUGAGAAGAGUUUGGACAGGGAGACAAGUUUGUGAUGACACAUACUGGCGGACGGUGCCACUGUGCUGUCGAUCAGUAGAUAAAAA
Messenger RNA from Scomber japonicus (chub mackerel), 2833 nucleotides. RefSeq names its product sodium-driven chloride bicarbonate exchanger-like. Gene Ontology annotation, cellular component: plasma membrane; basolateral plasma membrane. The transcript is spliced from 21 exons. Gene Ontology annotation, molecular function: monoatomic anion transmembrane transporter activity; solute:inorganic anion antiporter activity; sodium:bicarbonate symporter activity. Bases 3 to 2681 code for a protein of 892 amino acids. NCBI's taxonomy places the organism in Eukaryota, Metazoa, Chordata, Actinopteri, Scombriformes, Scombridae. The record is from RefSeq and is a predicted model, not a curated record. Gene Ontology annotation, biological process: bicarbonate transport; transmembrane transport; monoatomic anion transport.